Messenger RNA from Capsicum annuum, 687 nucleotides. RefSeq lists its product as uncharacterized. Gene Ontology annotation, molecular function: nucleic acid binding; zinc ion binding. The record is from RefSeq and is a predicted model, not a curated record. The transcript is spliced from 2 exons. The coding region runs from base 1 to 687 and encodes 228 amino acids. Lineage: Eukaryota; Viridiplantae; Streptophyta; Magnoliopsida; Solanales; Solanaceae.
AUGGCAAUUGAACAACAUCAAGCAAAUGGUGUAAUUUCCCUAAUUCAAUGUGACAGUUUCAAAGAUAAGUUGCUAAGCAAAACUUGCUCCAUCAACAAGAGUUACGAUUACAAGAUGGGAAAACGUCCAAUAGGAGCAAAUGAAGACAAUGAUUCCAUCGAUCUAUCAGAGAAGGACAAAGCUCGAAUCUACCGACCAUGGCAAUUCUCAUCGGAGAAUAUGCUGAAGGUCCUCCAUGGCGGUCCCUGGUUUGUAACCGGUUACUUCCUGUCAGUUAGGCAGUGGGAGCCAAAUUUUGCACCUCACGAGGUGACACAAACCCUGAUGGCUAUAUGGCUCAGACUGUCGCUGCUACCAACUGAGUUCUACGACCAAACAAUCUUGGAUCGGAUAGGGUCGAAAUUGGGAACUCUACUAAAAAUUGAUACAUGCGUAUCCUCCACGUUAAGAGGAAGGUAUGCACGCACAUGUAUCCUAGUCCCACUGGAUGUCCCUCUAAAAAUACAGAUGACCAUUGGUAGUCACCAACAGAGAGUUUUUUAUGAAGGGGAAGGAAUUCUCUGCACUCGAUGUGGCAGACUCGGCCAUAUCAUCACAAAUUGCAUCCAUGGCAAGCCUAUAAUCACCAUGGAAAAUGGACCAUUUGAAACCACCCCCGCCCAGAAUUCUCCUGAUGAAAAUGAGUGA